Messenger RNA from Penicillium atrosanguineum, 1005 nucleotides. RefSeq lists its product as uncharacterized. The record is from RefSeq and is a predicted model, not a curated record. Bases 1 to 1005 code for a protein of 334 amino acids. Gene Ontology annotation, cellular component: endoplasmic reticulum membrane; lipid droplet; mitochondrial outer membrane. Gene Ontology annotation, molecular function: 3-beta-hydroxysteroid 3-dehydrogenase (NADP+) activity. The transcript is spliced from 2 exons. Lineage: Eukaryota; Fungi; Ascomycota; Eurotiomycetes; Eurotiales; Aspergillaceae.
AUGGAUCGUACGGUCAUAAUUACUGGAGCCAAUGGAUCAUUGGCCCUUGGUUUUGUGGAUACAUUCCUCUCCUGCUAUCCUCAACAUACAUUGAUCGCGACUGUGCGCAAUCCGUCACCUCAAGACGAUCCCAACACAGCAAAGCUCACGCGAUUGAUUUCGAAAUAUUCGAACCCCAAAGUGGUCAUCGAGGCUCUCGAUCUUGGAAAUAUUGCUAGUGUACGCUCUUUUGCAGAGAAGCUCAAUGCUAAGAUAUCUUCUCGAGAGCUCCCACGUAUCUCAACCAUCGUUUGUAACGCGGCCACGUUAUCACUCGAGGCCGGACAGAAGUUCACAUCAGAUGGGAAUGAGGCCACAUUCCAAGUAUGUCAUCUAUCUCAUUACCUCUUGAUUCUGAAGCUCCUCGGAAGUAUGGACUUUGGGUCUGGACGUAUCGUCAUGCUCGGCUCAAUCACACACUAUCCAGAGAAGCCAAACCCUUUGUCUUCGCUUAGACCCGGGCUUCCUGAGAAUAUCGAAGAUCUCAUCAAGCCAGCUCCGGAUGCUUUGUCACUAGUCCACGACAGAGGAUACCAGAGAUACGGCACCGCCAAACUUGCAAACGUGAUAUUUGCAGAAGAUCUGAACGAACGCUUUCGAAUGGACUCGAAGUUGUCAAAUAUGACUGCACUGGCGAUGGACCCUGGAGGCCUCCCUGCAUCGAGAGCUCAAGCGAAACAAAAAUCAUCCAUUCGAAUGAUUUUUGCUACAAUCAACUUUCUCAUGCCUGUUUUGAAGUACCUUACUUCAGUAUUCCGCACAACGGAAGAUGCCGGCCGAGACCUCGUCGCUGUGAGCAUGGAUCCGACCUUUCAAGGAAAAGGAGGCUAUUACGUUGGUCAAAAGAAGGAUGCUCCAGCGGCGGUCAGUACGGAUGAGAAGGAACAGAAGGUGUUGUGGGCAGCAUGCUGGAGAUGGGUUGGUCUCAAAGCCGAUGAGACAGUGCUUCAAAAUGUGGCUCUUUAA